AAUCUAUGCAGUCUUCAACAAAUCUUACUCUAACUACUUUCUUUCUACAAGGUUCUAUCCAGGUGAUACCACUUUAAUACAUCGCCAUACACCACCACUCCAUCCAUAAUAUACGUCAUACAAUGGAGAGUGAAAGCAAUCCGCACACUCCAGUCGCGAUAACACCUCCUGACGGUGAGUCUAGGCCUGAAACUGCACAAACCACCAAUCACGUUAGUUCAACAGCCUCGUUGCCAUUACCCGAUGACAGCGACGACGAUGACCAGGAUUUAAUUGAACACAACAAUACGCUUGAAUCAACUAAUAAACUUUUGCAUGAUUUAGAACGGAAAUUAGCCCCAUUCUCCCCCACUGCAUCAGUAUCAUCCUCACAAUACACACAAACCGAUUCCGUAGUACACAAUCCCAAUCACGCUGGAUUAGGAAAACUGACAAUCUCAAGCUCAGUAUUACAAUAUAUUAUCAAUAAUGACGACGACGACGAAGAAGAUGCAACCAAAAGAAUUCAUAACAACAUCUUUGACCCAAACGAAUUGUUCAAUGAACGAAAUAAUAAAUUUAUGACCAAGUUUGGAAAAGGAUAUAACGACGAUAAAGUACAUCAACAGCGAAAAUUAACUCGAAAGAAUUCUUUAAAGGUGAAUCAAGAUAGAUUAGUCAAGAAAUCAAGUGAUGCUUCAUUGAAUGGACAUAUUGUGAAUGAUAAUACUUCUGUACGGUCAAUGGAAGCUAUACACGUAGACAACAUUGAUGACGACGAAGAUGAAGAUGAAGACUAUAUAUCGGAAUCUAAUAAUGAUGAUGAUGAUGAUGAUUAUGAUGACUCUGAUUUGGAUAGUCGAAAUGACGAAGAUACAGAAGAUUUCGAACCAUCAACACCCGAACUAAAUAUAGAGAAGCUCAUCGAUGAAGAUAUCGAAACAGAGCAAGGAGACGAAGAAGAAAACCUAGAAGAUUUAUACUUGCCACCUUCACCACCAAGAUCACCACCUCGAGAGAUUGACCCCAAUAAAUUGUAUGGUCUUUAUGAUUUUUCUGGUCCAGACCCUUCCCACUGUACUCUUCAGCGUGAUGAACCAGUACAUCUAAUAAACGACGAAGAUAAUUAUUGGUGGUUGAUUCGAAAAUUAACCAAGCAAGAGCGCAUUGAACGGGGAUUGCAGGAAAAAGGAGAAGACCAGGAAGUGGUCACUGACGAAGAAGAUGGUAAGGUUGGAUUUGUUCCUGCAGAAUGUUUGGAAACAUAUGGGGAAAGAUUAGCAAGAUUAAAUUGUUUCAAGAAUGAAGAAUUAGAGAAAAAGGAAUUGCCAUUGGAAUCAGUAGAAGGUGGAGAGACAGAAGAGGGUGACAAUUCAGUUGAUAGUUUGUCAUCACGUCAAAAUAAAAAAUGUAACAAAUCAGUUACUUUUGAAAGUUUAGGAGAAAUCACCGAUGAUGAUGAUGAUGAAGAAAACGAAGAAGACACUUUACGUCGACCACCAGGAUUUGGAUAUUUUAUCCAUGACAAAAUAACCCAAGAUGAAGAUAAACUGGAUGAAAAACAACUGGAAAUUCUUAGUGAUAUAUUCCCAGAGACUCCCCUCAAUCUUCCCAAACACAAGCGAUCUUCAGAUAAGAAACCAGAUAAGUUGAAUAUUGCAGAUGAUGCAUUUGAAGAAUUGUUUAUUCAGCCAAAACGUGCUAGUUUAAAUACAUUGGAUGAGAUAUCCAUCGGGUCAUAUUCCCCAGACACUCCAAGUAAGAAGGAAGAACCAGAAGAGGACGACAACUCUAGCUUAACAAGAUCGAUUAUCUUGGACCGUUUGAGGAAGGUUACUUCAGAUAUACAAGAGCAGAUGGAUCAAACCGACACCAGGAGCAAAGAACAUAUUCCAGAAGUUGAACCGCGUAAAGAGCCUAUCUAUAGCGAAAACCCAUAUCAGAGAACAGCACGACAAUAUUCCGGUACUAGUCCUGAGUAUACACAACCUGAUUCCGACAACAACACCCUGAUUCUCGAAGAGCCGCAUGAUGGUGGUGACGAGCAACUAUCACCCAAUUUACAAUCUUUGCCAACACCAGAAAAUUCGCUGUCUCAUUUAUCGCUUCAUAAAUCAAAAAAGGAAAGCAUAGAUGCAACUACAAGUAGUAGCUUGGAGGAUUUAAUAAUAACGCCUUCAACAAGCGUGAACUCUUCGAGCAACGACAUCAAGAAUGAACGAAGGAAACUGAAACCAGUGCAUGAGAUGUUUAUGCCGAUUUUAGGAAAGUUUGAUGAAUUAGCCGAGAAGUUGGCUGAAUUAGAUGAUAUUUUGAAUUCUUAAAAUAGAUAUUUACGAUUUAAUGAUAGCUAGAGACAAACCAGUAUGGUAUUGCUUAAUAUACAACUUAAUAUUCUGUA
Messenger RNA from Spathaspora passalidarum NRRL Y-27907, 2380 nucleotides. It is a transcript of the gene BUD14, whose product is annotated as protein phosphatase regulator. The transcript has a single exon. The record is from RefSeq and is a predicted model, not a curated record. Gene Ontology annotation, molecular function: protein binding. Gene Ontology annotation, cellular component: cell tip; microtubule cytoskeleton. Gene Ontology annotation, biological process: establishment or maintenance of actin cytoskeleton polarity. NCBI's taxonomy places the organism in Eukaryota, Fungi, Ascomycota, Pichiomycetes, Serinales, Debaryomycetaceae. The coding region runs from base 123 to 2303 and encodes 726 amino acids.